This is a messenger RNA of Anastrepha obliqua, 892 nucleotides long. RefSeq names its product exosome complex component RRP43-like. The coding region runs from base 56 to 874 and encodes 272 amino acids. NCBI's taxonomy places the organism in Eukaryota, Metazoa, Arthropoda, Insecta, Diptera, Tephritidae. Gene Ontology annotation, cellular component: cytoplasmic exosome (RNase complex); nuclear exosome (RNase complex). The record is from RefSeq and is a predicted model, not a curated record. Gene Ontology annotation, biological process: U1 snRNA 3'-end processing; exonucleolytic trimming to generate mature 3'-end of 5.8S rRNA from tricistronic rRNA transcript (SSU-rRNA, 5.8S rRNA, LSU-rRNA); TRAMP-dependent tRNA surveillance pathway. The transcript is spliced from 3 exons.
GUGCUUAGCACAUGAUUUGAAUUUAAUGAAAGUUUGUGUUAUUUAUUAAUUGGACAUGGCUGAACAACACAAGUUGAUAUACCCUGUGAAACAUUUUCGCGAUUUUGUCGAAAACGACAUUCGUUUAGAUGGUCGCACAUUCGAUAAAUAUCGUCCAAUCGGUGUGAAUAUUGAUUCAUUCCAACAUUCAUUGGGUUCAAGUGCAACAAAAAUUGGAAAUUCAAAUAUUUUAUGUGGCAUACGAGCAGAGUUGUCUAAGCCGCGUCCUGCCACGCCACUUUCCGGCUACAUUGUACCUAAUGUGGAUAUGUCAUUCACAUCGUUUUCGAAGGCUACAGCAACUGGUAACAAUCAAAAUGUUGCCGAAAUAUUGGAAUGCUUUAUAUAUAGAAUUCUGAAUGAGUCGCACUGUUUGAAAUUAGAAGAUUUGUGCAUACAUCCGGGAAAGCUGGUCUGGUGUCUUUAUAUAGAUUUAAUUGGCUUGGAAGUAGAUGGUGGCGUAUUUGAUGCUUCAAUUCUAGCUUGUGCCUCAGCGCUUAGCACUCUAAAAUUGCCCAAAGUUAUAUAUGAUGAAAAAAGUGGUAAAAUAGAGAUAGGCGAUGAAAUGAAGGAGUUGCAUUUAGAUAUUUUUCCCGUCGUCAGCACCUACAGUAUCUUUGACAAUGUUGUGCUGGUUGAUCCCACUCAUCGGGAAGAGAGUUUAUCAAGCGCAGUAUUCAAUUUGGGGGUGCAUGAAGACACAGUUGGAUUGUUCCAUAAAAGUGGGGGAGUACCCAUUUCGGUAAAAGAAAUACAACAUUCCGUAAAAAAUGCUGUAAAACGAGAACAAGAGAUCACAAGCCUGUUAAAAAGUUUAAAAAGUAAUAAAGAAUAAACAAUUUGUAGUAUCUUA